Monopterus albus (swamp eel) is the source of this 1650-nucleotide messenger RNA. It is a transcript of the gene nadka, whose product is annotated as NAD kinase a. Bases 241 to 1536 code for a protein of 431 amino acids. NCBI's taxonomy places the organism in Eukaryota, Metazoa, Chordata, Actinopteri, Synbranchiformes, Synbranchidae. The record is from RefSeq and is a predicted model, not a curated record. Gene Ontology annotation, molecular function: NAD+ kinase activity. The transcript is spliced from 12 exons. Gene Ontology annotation, biological process: NADP+ biosynthetic process; NAD+ metabolic process.
AAACUUUUCCCAACACUUUGGUGUGGGCAUUGAACUCGUCCAACGUGACGUCUGCGUGUAUAGAGCUUGAUUGGUCGCUUGGCGUUUGGACGUGACAAGCUGACGACUUUUGUAAAGUAAAAUGGUGCAACGUUAUUAUCGAAUGAAUUAAUGGCUGUCCUCUGAUCUCACGGCAAUUUACUGUGCUCCAGAUUCGUGUUGUUCCCUGUAACGGCGCGGGUAAAAGCUUCACUGUGUGAGAUGGACGGUGGAGAGGAGAUGCGAGUGGAAGCAGCCCCAUACUGCUGCUCCACCUGUGAUGGAGGGGAGGUCACGGGCCGCAGCCUGUCUCGACACAACAGGAAGAUCCGCAGCCUGAGCACCUCCUCAGCCGGCAGCUCUUUUGAGUACAGGAGGACUCAGUCACUUCAUGGACCAAGCCCUGUGACCACCUUUGGCCCAAAGGCAUGCAUGCUUCAGAAUCCACAGGCAGUCAUGCACAUUCAGGACCCCGCCAGCCAGAGACUAACUUGGAACAAGCCGCCCAAAAGUGUCCUUGUCAUUAAGAAGAUCCGAGAUGCCAGUCUGCUUCAGCCUUUCAAAGAGCUCUGCAUAUUCCUCACCGAGGUGAAAAACAUGAUAGUUUACGUGGAAAAGAAAGUUCUGGAGGACCCAGCUAUUUCAGGAGAUGAAAACUUUGGGGCCAUUACUAAGAAAUUCUGUACUUUCACAGAAGAUCUUGAUGACAUCUCCAAUUGUGUCGACUUCAUUAUAUGUCUCGGUGGAGAUGGAACUCUGCUGUAUGCAUCCUCACUUUUCCAGGAGAGCGUUCCUCCAGUCAUGGCCUUCCACCUGGGCUCCUUGGGUUUCCUGACACCUUUUAAAUUUGACACAUACCAGUCUCAGGUCACCCAGAUAAUUGAAGGUAAUGCUGCCAUUGUCCUGCGAAGUCGCUUGAAAGUCCAGGUGCUUAAAGAGAACUGGGAGAAGAAAGCCAGGCUGGACGAUAAGGCCAUCAUCCUGACCAAUGGGGAAUUCGAAAGUUGCCACAAGGCCAUGCAGUAUGAGGUGCUCAACGAGGUGGUGGUGGACAGAGGACCCUCCUCGUAUCUCUCUAAUGUCGACCUCUUCCUGGAUGGACACCUCAUUACAACCGUGCAGGGAGAUGGUCUGAUAGUAUCUACACCUACAGGCAGUACAGCGUACGCAGUGGCAGCAGGAGCUUCCAUGAUCCAUCCCAACGUCCCAGCUAUCAUGAUCACCCCCAUCUGCCCACACUCGCUCUCCUUCAGGCCCAUUGUGGUGCCAGCCGGCGUGGAGCUCAAGAUAAUGCUGUCACGUGAUGCCAGAAACACAGCCUGGGUGUCAUUUGAUGGAAGAAAGAGACAAGAGAUCUGCCAUGGAGACAGUAUUACCAUCACCACUUCCUGCUUCCCUGUUCCCUCCAUCUGUUUCCGGGACCCAGUCAAUGACUGGUUUGAGAGCCUGGCCCAGUGUUUACACUGGAACGUGAGGAAGAAGCAGAACUACCUCAGCUCAGAGGACGAGGAGUUCUGAGGCCAUUCCACAACCCUCAAGAUAUUCUCCAAGUUCUCCAGGACUCGAAGGUCUUAGUAUUAGUUUGAUAAUGCUCCAUGCUCUUUGAUGAAUAUAAAGUCUCACCAAACUCGA